AUGACUUGGACUUCUAUCAUGGACCAUCUUCCCGCCGAUAUUCAACAGACCAUAGCUUCUCCCACGGCCGACUCCUUCCUCCCUGUCGUCGGGCGGAUAUUGAUCUUGAGGGCGGCGAUGCUGCCUCACUCCCAGCAGCACCACCUGCCAGUGGCCGUGGAGGAGAUUGUGCUUGAUUGGCAGCCUAUAAUUUAG
Molecule: messenger RNA, 195 nt
Organism: Penicillium odoratum
Lineage: Eukaryota; Fungi; Ascomycota; Eurotiomycetes; Eurotiales; Aspergillaceae
Exons: 1
Coding region: 1-195 (64 amino acids)
Source: RefSeq, a predicted model, not a curated record